GGUUUGCACCCCGUUACACGUCACACGCGCCUUCGUUAAAGGGUGAAGAUACAGGCAAUGUCACACAGUCCUCCUCAUCAUCACGACUAAAAAUUCACCGCGUCUUAUGUACAAUUAUUCCAGCAUUUUGGGGAAAAUAAUAACCGAAACGCACAGUUUUCCAUUGGAAGAACAAACAGAUAGUCCCUCCCUCCUCAAACUCACACCAUUGGCUGAAUUACGCCCUGAACGUGUUCUGAACAGACUGCUGUGUAGAGUUCUGUGCUCUAGAAGGUGCUGUCCAAGGUCCUGAACUUCUUCAGCCCAGCUUCACUCUGCUACAUGCUAACAGGCAGCUCCUGACACCCAGUUCCAGAACUCUUUACAUCAACGCACAACUUUGAACCAUGGAGGAGGGUUACAGAGACCGUACGGCAUUCAUUAAAGGUGCCAAGGACAUUGCAAAAGUGGUCAAAAAGCAAGCAGGUAAAAAGGUGGGCCGCCAUAUGGACAAGAUGACUGAUGAGUACACCAAACGCUCUUAUACCCGCUUCGAAGAGGAAGACGAUGAUGAUGAUUACCCCGUGCAGGCCCAGGAUGGCAGCUACUACCGCAGCAACAGCAGGGCCAAUGACGACGAAGGAGCUCACAGCGACUCCACAGAAGGCCACGAUGAGGAUGAUGAGAUCUACGAGGGCGAAUACCAGGGCAUCCCUAGAAAUGACUCUGUUGAGAAGGCCGACAGACAGGUGGAUGGAGUGGGACAGUCUCAGUUCCGGGACAAGGCGCAGUAUGAGGGGGAAAGGAGGAAGGACCAGGAGGAGCUGGCCCAGCAGUACGAGACCAUCCUCCAGGAGUGUGGCCACGGCCGCUUCCAGUGGACCCUGUACUUCGUGCUGGGUCUGGCUCUCAUGGCUGAUGGUGUGGAGAUCUUCGUGGUGGGCUUCGUACUUCCCAGUGCUGAGAAAGACAUGUGUUUGUCUGAGCCCAACAAAGGCAUGCUGGGUCUAAUUGUGUAUCUGGGUAUGAUGGUGGGUGCCUUUGUGUGGGGAGGUCUGGCUGACAGAAUCGGCCGCAGACAAACCCUUCUUAUCUCUCUCUCCAUCAACAGUGUCUUUGCUUUCUUCUCCUCCUUUGUCCAAGGAUACAGCUCUUUUCUGUUCUGUCGUCUGCUCUCCGGUGUGGGGAUCGGUGGCUCUAUUCCCAUUGUGUUCUCGUAUUACUCUGAGUUUCUGGCUCAAGAGAAGCGUGGUGAGCACUUGAGCUGGCUCUGCAUGUUCUGGAUGAUUGGAGGCAUCUACGCUGCUGCCAUGGCCUGGGCCAUCAUUCCCCACUACGGCUGGAGUUUCCAGAUGGGCUCAGCCUACCAGUUUCAUAGCUGGCGAGUGUUUGUGCUGGUGUGUGCGUUCCCGUCUGUCGCCGCUAUCGCUGCGCUGACCACCAUGCCAGAGAGCCCACGCUUCUUCCUGGAGAACGGAAAACAUGAUGAAGCAUGGAUGAUUCUGAAACAGGUCCAUGACACCAACAUGAGGGCCAAGGGCUACCCGGAGAGGGUUUUCUCUGUCACCACUAUUAAGACGGUGAAACAGAUGGAUGAGUUGGUUGACAUGGGUGGAGAGACCACAGCCUGGCAUCAGCGCUGGAGGAUCAAGCUGACCAACCUCUUCCAUCAGGUGUGGGGCAACUUCCUGACAGUGUUUAAUCCAGAGUACCGGAGGACCACCUACAUGAUGAUGGCUGUGUGGUUUUCCAUGUCCUUCAGCUACUACGGGCUGACUGUUUGGUUCCCUGACAUGAUCAAAUACCUGCAGAAACAAGAGUACUCCUCACGCACAAAGGUCUUCAUCAAAGAGAAAGUGGAGCAUGUGACCUUUAACUUCACCCUGGAGAACCAGAUCCACCGGAAUGGAGAGUACUUCAACAACAAGUUCUUAAAUAUGAAGAUGAAGUCUAUGGUAUUUGAAGACUCCCUGUUUGAGGAAUGCUACUUUGAGGAUAUCACGUCAAGCAACACCUUCUUCAAAAACUGCACCUUCAUCUCCACCCUCUUCUACAACACAGACUUGUUCAAGUACCGGCUGAUCAACAGCAAACUCAUCAACAGCACCUUUCUGCAUAACAAAGAGGGCUGUAUGCUGGAUUUCAGCGAUGAAAACAACGCCUACAUGAUCUAUUUCGUCAGCUUCCUUGGCACACUUGCCGUCCUGCCUGGGAACAUUGUGUCAGCUCUGCUCAUGGACAAGAUUGGACGUCUAAGAAUGCUGGCGGGUUCCAGUGUGAUUUCCUGUGUCAGCUGCUUCUUCCUGUCAUUUGGAAACAGUGAAUCCGCUAUGAUCGCCUUGCUCUGUCUAUUUGGGGGCAUCAGCAUUGCGUCAUGGAAUGCCCUGGAUGUGCUAACGGUGGAGCUGUACCCCUCGGACAAGAGAACUACUGCCUUCGGGUUUCUGAACGCCCUCUGUAAGUUAGCUGCAGUUUUGGGCAUAAGUAUCUUCCAGUCGUUCGUGGGCAUCACUAAAGCAGUGCCCAUCCUCUUCGCGUCGGGGGCUUUGGCAGUCGGAAGCUUCUUGGCCCUCAAGCUCCCUGAGACUCGCGGUCAGGUGCUUCAAUAGUGCAGCGUUCCAGCAUGCAGGUGGCGGCGUUUGAGUUUGACCCUGUCCGUGAGUGAGCAGUGCUGGAAGCAGCCGAAACAAAUCCCACAUUUACAGAUAUCUUCAUUCCUCCAAUAUGUGCAACUGUAUUAUUAUUUCAUUUUAAUUUGAUUUCAUUCAGAUCUACAUGUAUAGAUAUCACAGGAAGACCAUGUGUGUAUGUGUGCGUGUGUAGAAAAACUGCCAUGUUAAACACAUUCCAGCUUUGCGUUAUGGAAUGAAUGUGAAAUUUAACGUUAAUCUUGACUUUCCCCUUUAAUCUUUAUCCAAGCCAUCACGUGAUUUGAAAACCAUCACUGAGGACCCGUGAAAUCAGUAGGUAGAUAUAUUUGAAUGGACAGGUGAUGGUUAUUGUUGUUGCUUUACUCUAAUCCGUUGUGUCCCAAGAACUUAAAAAGUGUGUGAUGCCGCAAUUAUCUGCAAGCACUCCUCACUUUUUAGAUGUUUUAAUGCAUUAACACUGACAUCACAUUACUAUAGACAGUGGUUCGCUCAUUUUUGGUUUUACUCCAUCUGAAGAAUUCGGCUGUUCUUUCAAAAUGUCUGAUUAUUGACGGUGUUGUGCAUGAAAUGAAGCGUGAUGAUAGUGAACAUAACUGAUGAAAGUGCUCUGUAUUAUGCUACUCUACCUAUGAUUCUUUGGACAUGAUGUAAAAUAUGAGCUAAGUGACAUGAUGGGAUUUCAUUUGAAUGAUUUAGUAUGCCAUUAUUCAUAUUAUGCAUUAUUGUUUUAUAUUUUGUUUGUGUUCCUAUUGAGAUCCACAGAGUAGCUUCAGUUGUGUCGCUUUUGAAUGUGCGCAAACAUUGAGACGAACGUAACAUUCGCCCCGUUUUCAUACAAAAACUCCAUUUAACACAUGUGGAAAACUAAAUAAAUAAAUGAAGCACAAAGUGAUUUGAUUCAACUGUCAAAAACAAUAGUUUUAUUUUGAUGAUUAUGUAAAUUAUGUAUUGAAUAUAAAUAUAUAAAAUUUAGCUGUAAUUCAAGUCUGUCUGUUUGAACACUCAAACUAUUAUUAAAUAUAUAUAUAAAAAAAUAUAUUUACAUGUUCAAAUGUUGAACUAGUAUCAACAUAAUGUCUUAGAUUCCAUUUGAUGUAUGUAUAUACAGUUUAUCUGUUUUUCUCAAAGCAAAUAUAUAAAAAAAUGACUGAACAAGUCAAUACACUUAUUUGCAGCACACACAAAUGCCCUCCUUCACGUUUUCUCUUGUGUUCUUGUAAAGAAACAGAGCUAUUCGUCUGUGUGUGGGUGUGUGUGUGUUAGUAUGGAAGUAUGUGUGCUUGCAUGUGAAAUGUUGAGUGUUCUCUGAAUAUUUGUAUUUAUUUAUAUAACUGUUUAUGAGAGUUUGAUUUUAUAGUAUUUUUUACUUUGAGUAUCUGUAGAAACAGAUGUAGUGCCACAUGCAGGGUGAUUUUUUUGCUGUAUCAUUGUUGACCUGAUGUUCAGUUCUUUGGUGACUUGGUAGCAGAAACUGAAUAUAGCAUCAAAAA
Messenger RNA from Cyprinus carpio (common carp), 4120 nucleotides. RefSeq names its product synaptic vesicle glycoprotein 2A. Gene Ontology annotation, cellular component: membrane. The record is from RefSeq and is a predicted model, not a curated record. Gene Ontology annotation, molecular function: transmembrane transporter activity. Gene Ontology annotation, biological process: transmembrane transport; chemical synaptic transmission. Lineage: Eukaryota; Metazoa; Chordata; Actinopteri; Cypriniformes; Cyprinidae.